ACUCUUGUAUUCUUACAUCAUGGUGACGGGUACACGAUACUCUAUGAGUGCAACGUCUUUAAUCGCAUAUUUUUAGUACAUGACAGCUGGCGACACGUUGGCUUUUAUGUAAAUGUAUAAUUUUGAUACUAUGAAUAAAUUUACUCACAUAUAAUUAUUGAUGUUCGACACGUUGACUUGUGGAUACCAUUGAACCGGUUUUGCGUUAUCUCGAUUUGUUUCUUUCAACGAAAGUUUUAGAUAUACAAUUAGUAAAAUAUGAGGAUUGUACAAUUCAGAAGAAGCCGUCUUUUCCAUGUACUAAUUGGUGGUAUAUUGGUGCUGCUGGUUUUAUAUAUCCUUUUUAACUUCUCCUCAGACAAUCAUAUGAACAAUAUAAAAGAAUACUGGGCACAAGGUCUCAGGAAGAAACAGGCUACAGUUCUUGUAGAAGAUUUAGGAAAUUUUGAGCCACGUGAUUUAUCAAUUAAAACUGGGCCUGGGGAAGGAGGUAAACCACAUAUUUUAAGAGAAGAUCAGCAAAAUGAUGUCCAGCAAUCUGAAUCUGAUUAUGGUAUGAACAUGAUAUGUUCUGAUGAAAUUUCAAUGUCGAGAUCAAUACCAGACACUAGGCCAGCAGAAUGUAAGCACUGGAACUAUCCAGAGGAAUUACCACGCACUAGUGUUAUUAUAGUAUUUCACAAUGAGGGAUGGUCUGUUUUAUUGCGAACUAUACAUAGUGUCAUAAACCGUACUCCAUCAAAGUUUUUAGAAGAAGUUCUUCUUGUUGAUGAUUUUUCUGAUAAAGAAAAUUUAAAAAGUGACUUAGAUUCUUACAUUGAACAAUGGGGAGGUAAAGUUAGAUUACUAAGAAACUAUGAAAGACAAGGCUUAAUACGAACGCGUUCUCGAGGAGCGCGUGAAGCCAAGGGUGAAGUAAUAGUAUUUUUAGAUGCUCAUUGCGAAGUCAAUGUAAAUUGGUUACCUCCACUUCUAGCACCAAUUGCUGAAAAUAGAAACGUAAUGACAGUUCCUGUGAUAGAUGGCAUUGAUCAUAAGACUUUUGAGUAUCGUCCUGUAUAUCAAGAAGGACAUUUAUAUAGAGGGAUUUUUGAGUGGGGCAUGUUAUACAAAGAGAACGAGUUACCUAGGCGUGAAACAAAAACACGCUCACACGAUAGCAUGCCAUACAGGUCACCUACACACGCUGGUGGUUUGUUCGCGAUAAAUCGACAAUACUUUUUAUCUCUGGGCGGGUACGACGAAGGAUUGCUCGUUUGGGGUGGAGAGAAUUUCGAACUGUCGUUCAAGAUUUGGCAAUGUGGCGGCGCUAUUUUAUGGGUACCGUGCUCGCAUGUUGGUCACGUUUAUCGGGGAUUUAUGCCUUACACGUUUGGUAAACUCGCUCAAAAGAAGAAAGGACCCUUGAUAACUAUCAAUUACAAACGAGUUAUAGAAACGUGGUUUGAUGAAAAGCACAAAGAAUUUUUUUAUACCAGAGAACCUUUGGCUCGCUUCCUCGAUCACGGCGAUAUAUCUGAACAGUUAAUUUUUAAAGAACGAAAAAAAUGUAAAAACUUCCAGUGGUACAUGGAUAAUAUAGCAUACGAUGUGCUAGACAAAUUUCCGGAAUUGCCACCGAAUAUUCACUGGGGAGAGCUGAGAAAUGUGGCAACUGGAUCUUGUCUAGAUACUAUGGGUCAUGCACCUCCAAGUCUUAUGGCUACUUCUCACUGCCACGGAUUUGGAAACAAUCAGAAGUCCUGGUUUUUUUCGGCGAAGAAGCUGUCCAAGUAAAAAAGGCGUUCCAAAGAAGCAAAGUUCAAACCAUUAAGGGAGUUUUGCAGCGACCGAAAUAAAUGAUAAUCAGAGGGUGCAAUAUCGGGGAAAUACGGUGGGUGAGGCAAAACAUCCCAGCCAAACUCCAAUAAUUAUUGCCGAGUCUGCAAACUUGUAUGAGGUCUGGCAUAAUCAUGAUAAAAAACGACGCCCUUCCUAUUAAUUAAUUCCGGACACUUUUUGCCGAUUUCUAUCUUUAAUUGAUCCAACUGCAAACAGUAUUUUUCCGAAUUGAUCGUUUGGUUGUCUGGUAACUCAUAGUAUACUGUUCCCUUCCAAUGCCACCGAAUGCAGAGCAUAACCUUCUUCGGAUAUAAACCGGGCUUCGAAGUGGUUAAUGCCGGUUCACCUCGCUUGCUUCACCUUUUCCGCUCGACGUUGUUAUAAAUAAUCCAUUUCUCGUCGCCUGUUACGAUUUGUUUCAAAAAUAGAUCGUAUUUGUUGCGUUUGUAUAGCAAAUCGUUGAUGGAAAUGCGAUCAAUACGAUGUUUUCCAGUUAACUCGUGCGGCACCCAAACAUCGAACUUCUUUAUCAUUUGAAAUUUGCUUAAAUGUUCGGAAAUAGUUGACUUGCCGAUUUUUAACCUUGUUGCGAUCUCCCGAACUAUGAUUCGCCGAUCAAAAUCGAUUAAAACUGUUAUUUGGUUGACAUCCGUGAUAACUGGCCGAUCAGAAGCAUCUUUAAUAUUUAUUUCUCCUGAACGAAAUUUAGCAAACCACUUCUGGCACAUGCAUUUGUUUAUAGCGUCCUUUCCGUACACGGCACAUAUUUUUUUUCGAGUUUGUGUCGCCUUGUUGUUCUUGCCUUUAUGAAAAUAAAAAAGCAUAAUGGAUCGAAAAAACACGUUAUUUCCUUCCAUCUUCAAACUGAUGCCAAGAGGAAUGUCUUUCUUUGUUUGUGAUAACUAAUAUUACUAAAUAUGCGUCGCAGUAUCAUUUAUCAAAAUAUCAACGCAUCUAACACAUCGCAUUAAAAUAACUUCCUCGAAUUUGCCUUUGAACGCCAUCUAUUGAGAAAUCCGCACGGACUUUCCGGACAACCCAAUACUUGCGUAGUGAAAAGCAUUACCAGACAUAAAUCGCAAUGUUGCAUUAUUUACGCGCAGUCUGCGUCAAAUUUUGCCGUACAGCUCUGUAGAAAAUCCAGCCGUACCUAAGAGGUUAAGGAGACAUUCUAUUUUCUUAUCGACAAAUUUUACUGAUUUUCAGGAAUUUUUUUUAUAGGAAAAUAACACAGCAAUUUGAAACUUUGACAUUAUAUUGUAGUAUCCUCAAAUUGUACAAAAUAAAAAUUUUUUUGUUUUUUCAAGUUUGUUAAUACGAGUUUUUCUCGAUUGCGAAAAUGUUUCCAAAAACUGCAUGCUCGCUAGUAGUUGAGUAGAGGACUUUUUUGUUCAGUUUGAUUUAAUAUAUAAAUAUAGAACGGCAGACGGCGCCACUGCAGCUCAUCUAUCAUAUCGCGCGUGAUCAUUCACCAAUCUUUUUUAAUUAAUAUCUUAACUAUUAUUGCGAGUAUUGCAAAACGAUAUAGGACUUUUAUGUUUAUUUCAACCCGUCCUACAUUCCCAUUUAAUGUGGAAAAGAGAGUCUGGGACACCUUGUAUAUGGUAUACUUUCGUGUUU
This is a messenger RNA of Odontomachus brunneus, 3441 nucleotides long. It is a transcript of the gene Pgant7, whose product is annotated as N-acetylgalactosaminyltransferase 7. The coding region runs from base 259 to 1776 and encodes 505 amino acids. Lineage: Eukaryota; Metazoa; Arthropoda; Insecta; Hymenoptera; Formicidae. Gene Ontology annotation, cellular component: Golgi apparatus. The transcript is spliced from 10 exons. The record is from RefSeq and is a predicted model, not a curated record.